AUGCCGACUAUUUAUACUGAAUUUUAAAGUUCCAAAUAAUAUUCAAUAUCAUAUGAAAUUUUCCAUUUUGAUAAUUACGCUCUAUAUUACGACUACGUUGGGAAUGUUCUGUAGCUACUACCCCUUAGAUCCAGUUGCAUGUGUGUAAAAGACUCAAGGGAUAGCAUGUAAAUUUGGCUAUAAAUAAUUCAAGGUUAAUUUAGUUUUUUCGAAAAUCAAUGCAUAGAAGUUAAAAGUAGCUCAUUAGGAUGCUAACCCACACUUAAUCUACAAGCAUGUUUGAUGUAGAAACAGAAUUUGAGUGGAGAUGAAGCUUAAUGUAAUUAUCUAGAAUUAUAGAGUAAGGCUUUUUCGGAAAGAAAUGCAUAGAUGCCAAUGAGUUUCAUUUGAGACAUCUACAAUGUAAGGAUCACUUUUCAAUGUAUGGUUGUGUAAAUAUCCACCAAAAAUAAUGUUAUUGGAGUGGAACAAUUUGCUCUUAAUAUGAGGGACCCAUCCCAUCUGGAAAUGAUUGCUCAUAGAUUUUCAACACAGCUGUGGCUCCUGAAUUAUGUUCCCAGAUUUAGGAGAUUCCAUGUAUAAGAUUUAGUAAAAUACUGCUAGGUUAUAAUAACGGAUUUGAAGGUGGAUAUUCUUGCGAAAAUGUGUCUGACAGUAUGCUUCAAGCAAUAACUUGCGACACUUCCGGGUUGAACUAAGUAGGCUGCACAUCCAUCAAGACUCCUGGAUAGAAAUGUAAGGAUUAGUUAGAGUUUUAGGCAUUUUUUAGCAUGGGAUAUGUCGAUAAUUUGAACAAAAAGAUGAAAUUAGUUGUUUAUAACUAUUAAAUAUGGAGGCCUGUCUUGGGAUUUCAAAUCCAGCUGUGAGAUGUGCUUGGAAAUAGACUGGAUGCUAGGAUUACGAAGUCAAGGAUGACACCAAAUGUUCGGAUGUUUCUAAAAUUAAUCCGAGUGUUUGUAUGGCAAUGUCAGAAUUGUGUGAAUAUGACAAAGAACAUAGGACAUGCAUACCAAUUACAGCUUUGGAUUAGAUAAAUUGCAGGACAAAAGGAUUAAGCAAGAAUGCUUGUUUAUAAAUUAAGGAAGAUAAAUGUAAUUACUUUUUAAUUAAUCUUAGGUAUAUUCCAUGAUGAAUUGGGAUGCAGCGAAUUAACAGAAGAAUAACUAAAGAUGACUGUAUGCGAAGAUAACAUAAACGAGAUUUCAUGUAUUAGCAUCACAACUCCAUUUUAAAAUUGUCAAUGGAAUGGUCAAAAAUGUUAAAGAAUUAUCAUCAACCAAGACUUGGAUUGCCCCUUGCCUUUGAUCGAUGGCAUUGCUUAUAAGGUGAAUGGGAAUGUUUGUUAAUCGAUAUCUAAGAAUGGUGUUGGUUGUAAAUACGAUUCAACUCUUCAUUUAUGUGUAAGGAGCAAUGGAUUCGAAAGUUGUACAACUCCAUUUAUCAAUCUAUUUGCUUGUGUUAAUAUACAGUAGUAGAUCUCGUGCAAGUGGAAUGAAUAAGUAGGUUAGUGUGAGGACGUGGAAGUCAUAGAACUUAGUACAAGUUGUAGUGACCUUAAGUUCUCAAAUCCAAAGUCUUGUUCCUAAGUGACUGAGUUCAAGAAUAACAAGUUCAUUGGGUGUUACUAUAAUGAGGAGACUUCCCUUUGCACAGAGGUCAACCUAGUAAGUCUAAUUGAUAUGGAAUGCGAAUAAAUGGGAUUAAAUAAACAUGGGUGCACCAUGAUUAGUAAAUUGGGACAGAGAUGUAGAUGGUAUAGAAAUUAAUGUACAAAGAUAAAGAGUAAGGAAUCUCUGUCACUUGUCAACUGUAUUGAAUUGUAAUUUGUGAAUCCUGCUAUUUGUGCAUUGGUUACUGCUAAUUCAGAACCUUGCAAAUAUAACUCUGAUGCCUUUGGAUGUGUAAAUAGUGUCAAUUAUAGUGACACGGGGGAUUACUGUACAACUCCUGGAUUAAAUGCGUUCGCAUGUUCUUAAAUUACAAGAAGCAAAACAGGAUGUUACUUUGAUAAGACGAACAACAUCUGUGUGACUGCUCCUGAUAGUAAAUCAGUUCAGGAGAUUGAUAUACUUGCAUCUAAGGAGUUGUUGACAACAGCAGGAUGUGUUGCUAGUUCUCCGACACUGAACAUUUGCAUGGCCAUAAAAACAUUGGGUGAAUCUUGUAUUUGGAACACAAGAUCGUCUAGAUGUGAUUACAAUUAAGUUUAGUUGAAUGAGAAAUGUCUAGAUUACAACACCCAAGAAAAAUAGAAGUCUACUCCAGGUGCUGAGGUCUAUGUAAAUGAAAAUGUAUGUGCCAGCAUUGUCAUGAACUUUGUAAUUUAUUAUUCUUAUAUUCAUAGCCAAAUAAUGACCCAGCUAAGGGUAAGAAGGUCGAUGUCCUGAGAGGCUAUUGUGAAUACAACGGAAAGGGAAAUUGCAUCUUAUAUUAAGAUAAACCUUGCACAGAUAAGUGUUGCACUACUGUGUCUGGUAUCAAUGCCCAUGUGUGCAGUCGAUACACAGAUCAAACUGUUUACUGUUAUUUUAAUGAGUUCAAUAAAUGUGUUCAAUUGACCAAUGAAUAAACAGAUCUUACAUCCAUACAAGCAGUCAAGGAUUAUUAUAACUUUAUGAAAUAUAAAUGUUCCUCCAUGAAUUCCAAAUCCUGUUGGAUGAUUGAAUGGUCCACUACUUAGAAAUGUUAUUGGGAUGGAUUAGUGUGUACCUAGAUCAAUUACAGUGAUUAUCCCACAUUCUCUUCUGGAGUAUUUCCACCAACAUCAUUGAGUAGAUAUGGAUGUCAAGGAGUUGAAGCCAUCAAAUCUAAUUAUGCAAAGUACUUCAAAUAUUUGGAUACCAACUAUUGUGCUGUAUAUUUAGUACCCCCCAUGUUGACUGAUUGUGAAACUGCAGGAGUCAAUAUCAAUUAUUGUUUGGGAUACUCAGCAAACCUCUAUUGUAAGUGGAAUAAACUAACCUUGAGUUGUGAAAGAAUUGAGGACUACCUCACACUCUUGACUUGCGAUGAAAAUCAAAAUCAAUAGGCCUGCAUAUCUAAUCCUUACAUGCCAUGUGCCUUUCUAGAUGGAUCUGACAAGUGUGUAUACAGUCCCCAGAAUGUCAAAUGCAAUGACUUCUCUCUAGCAUCUUCUCCUUAUUUUGCAAAAGUGAAUGAAUAAGCUUGUAAAAACAUCACAAUGCCUGGUCAAAUUUGUAAAUUCUAUGAACCCUUAAACUAUUGUGUCUACUCUAAUGAAACCUCAACCAAUUGUGACCUCCCUGGAGUCAACAGCAUCGGUUGUUAUGCCAACACCUAAGGAAACUGCAGAUGGGACUCAACCCUAUUAGAAUGUUAUGAAGAGAGUGAUGAGAGUGCUUUAAAUACUCUGAAAUGCAACGAUAACAUCAACUUGUAUUUAUGUAAGAAUUUAAUGAAUGACAAUUGCGAGUGGUCUACUACAGACUUGAUUUGCAGUUAAAAGGAUGCUCUAAACAAGGUUAAUGUUAAUAAUUUAUAUAAUGCUCAAACUUGUACCAAUCUGGUUGGAGGAGGUUACUAUUUUAGUAAUUAUAAAUGUGUUGAAUUAUUAACUUCAAAUAAUGAUUGUACUUCAAAAAUAAUGAAUAAACAUGCUUGUUUAACCAUGACUAAGAAUCACAGAUGUAUCUUUGAUCCAGAUUAACCACCUGAAUUGAAAUGCUAAGAAUUCAAGGAAGAACAAUUAACAUGUUCCUCAGAUAAACUCAUCAGUAUUGAUGUAUGCAUGAACUUACCAGCUACCUGUUAUUUUGAUCUAGAUACCUUAACAUGCAGAGCAAUCGACAUUACAGACACAACCAAAUGUUCUACUCUCAUUUCGACCAAUUAAAUCUUCAAUAAACUAGCAUGCUCUUCAGUAAGUGAAACUCUCACUGAUGCCUCCUCUGAUGAUGGGACCAGAAUUUGUACCAGCGAUCCUGUUGCUGAUAAUGCCUAGCAAUGUUAUUUUGAAUCGUAUUGUGCUUGGGACACUACCAAUUACGGAUGCAAACUUGCUAAGAUAGUGAAUGCCCAAUACAGUAGUAAUUAUAAUGGGGCAUAUUGUUCUCUGGCACCGGUCACUUUUUAAUGCACCAAUAUCUACUCUAAGGCUAUUUGUCUGUAAUUAGCAGAUAAUUGCUAUUUUGACAUCACAUAAGGCGGUUGCAAUGACUAUGUCACUAAUUCCUAUAAAGUGUAAGCUUGUAAUUAAUUGAAUGGAAAUUCGUGUAUUAAUAGUAAGACUGAGAAUGCUUAUUGUAAGAAGGUAGCUUUGGAUGGCUAUGAUUUCACUCCAGCAUGUUCAGUUGAUUCCUCAAUCACUGACUUAUGUGAGGAUGAUGUGUAUCCAUCAUCUGGUUGUUCAUCUAUUACUCCACUUAAAGCAGAAGAUUGUUCCUUUUCAUCUGAAAAGUGCUAUUAUAAAAAUAGUGCUUGUGUUGUUCCCUCUAGUUCGGAUGUCAUUACAUGUACAACUCCAGGAGUCAGUAGGAGUUUAUGUUUGACCAUAGAUUACAAAUGUGAUUUUUCAUCUGGAAAGUGUACUAAUCUCACCAUACCUAUUUUAAAUGCUGACAAAUCCAAUUAUUAUUAUGUGUGCAAUGAAGCCAAUUAUUUGAUCACUUAGUAUAAAGAAUAUGCUUGUGGUCUAAUAUAGACAAUUCCUUGUAAAUAUGCUUAAAAUUCUUGUUAAAGAGCUUUCUAUGAUGACUGCUCAAAUUUAAUAGGCAUCACUUCAAAUAAAAAAGCAUGUGUUGAAUGCAAGAACAAAAAUAUGAUGUAUGACUAGGAACUAUAUACUUGUGUGGAAAAAACUGAUUUGAGUUCAUCUUGUGAUUCCAUCUCAACUUAAAAUAGUUGUCAAACCCACUCCACUGAUUGUGAGUGGAAUGAUGUCAUAAGCAAAUGCAUCGUAAAUCUAACGAGGUUAAAUUAAAACAGUUGCAUAAGUCUCUCCAACACCAUACUUACGAAAUGGGAUAGUACCACUAACACUUGUGUUAAAUUGAGUUUAAAUUCAGCUUAAUAUGCUGCAAGUUGUUUGGGCUUGGGAAAAAAGAGUUGCUUGACUUCUAAGAGUUCGUGUUGGUUUGAUUCACAAACAUAAAGUUGCAUAGAUAUUGACACAAUAACAUUAUCUUGCAGUGAAAUCAAUGAUGUUGGUGGAUAGUAACAACAUUGUUUAUUAUCUUUCAAAGAAGCCUGCAAGUGGGUGAACAACUUGUGCGUUUCAGCUAGUCUUGAGACUGAUACAUGUUCUGUAAUGAACAAGUUUGGGUGUCUCAACAUUAAGUAGAACAUUUCCUGUGGAUGGUCCAAUUAUAAUGUGGCCUGCAUCAAGUACACAAACAAUAAUUAUUUUGGGUGUAAGAAUUAUAUUUGGAAUAAUAACUACUCAUAAGUCAAUCCCUAUUUCUGUUAAUUAUUGCAAGGCACGGAAUCCUGUUUUUACGAUCUGAAGACUUUCAAAUGCACGAAUGUGGGUUCAACUGAUUUAUAUUGUAGUAAACAUCAAGGUAUCAAUAAACUGGCUUGUCUGACUCGAACCUUGGAUAAAUGCAAGUUCGACUCUACAAUCAACAAGUGUGUUCCAAUAACUGAGACUGAUAAUAACUGCAAUAAUUCCUUGAAUUAAGUGUCUUGUCUUACAGUUCCUGGGAAAUAUUGCAAAUUUUAUCUGAAUGAAUGCAGCACUUUGACCUUAGCGACGGCAACUCCUUAUGCUAGAGCAACACCACCAGCAGGUCAAACUUACUCUGCUACUGCCUGUGUUUACUAUAAUAACGCAUUCAAUGAUGCUUAUUUUAUUUAUGAUGAUAACAAACAAUAUUGUGUAGACGCAGAUUAUGCGAAAGAAUACCCAAGAAAGUUCAUAGCACUUUGCAGAUCAACAUCUAUAAAUGAGAGAGUGUGUUUGAGGAAGACUAUCAAUACUUGUAUUAAAUAAUAUUUAUUUUAGGUUAAUAUGUUGAUAAUCAGUGUCUGGAUCUUAGUGCAGAUGAAAUUAAAUUGGAAACAUCUUGUAACUCAGCAUUCAAUUGGAAAGCAUGCAUUUAAAUAAACAAUUUAUGUAAAUUUUAUUAGGGAAGAUGUCAAUUAAUUACCUCAACUGAUACUUGUGCUAAUUUAGUAUCUACUGCAGCCAAUCCACUUUAUGUUGGACCACAAGUCUGUGCCUCUUUUGCUACUACCUUAUGCAAAUACGAUUCUGAAGGUUAUGAUUGUCAAGCAGCUGCAGCCACAAAUGAGACAUGUUAAACUCCAGGCCUAAGCAAAAAGGCUUGUUUGGAGUCAACAACCAAAUCCUUUUGCUAUUUCAAUGCAAUUACUAAUAAAUGCGAUUUCACCUAUGACAAUACCCUAUCUUGCCAAGAUGAUUAAACUCCUAAGACUUGGUAUCUUAAUAUAGCUAGAUGUUAUUAUCUACGAAAAGCAGGCAGUGUAAUUCAUUUAUAAUAUUCCAUUAGACCUGUUAAUUUUUAAAUGGAGAAUGCACUAACUUCCCAGAGACUAAAUUAGCUGAAUGCAAUACUGACAUUAAAACUAAUUUAAUCACUUGUUCCAAAGCCACUGUAGGGUUCUGCUAUUAUAUUCCAGCCACCAAUUAUUGUUACAAAGGAAGUGCGGUAACAGUGAAUGUGUAGGAUUGGAAUAUUGGAUAGUCCUUUAAUAAAAACACUUGUUUAGGCUACUAACACGCCACUAUUAAAGUAGCUACAAUGUGGGAUGACCUUAAAGGUUGUGUAGAAGCUACCAGCAAUGAUCUAAAGAACUUACUAUGUGAGUCUCCCAUUAAUGUCUAUGCUUGCUUAUCCAUAACGAAUCCAACUCAAUUUUGUCAAUAUGACUUGGUUGCAUAGAAGUGCAAGUCAUUCAACUAUAUAGUACCACCUGGUCAGAUCGGUACUUGUGCUUCUCUGACUAAUGUGAAUAGAUUUGAAUUCUGUUAAUAUACCACUAAUGAUUGUGCCUACAAUUCUGCAACUCGUAAUUGCUAAGUGUUAACUACUGCUGACUUCACUAUUGCUUCAGCAGCUGAUUGUUUUAAUAGAGGAUUCAGUAAGUCUUUUUGUAGCAAGUUCCCUCUAUGUAAGUACAGUGAUGAACGACAACUAUGUUAUGGUGGUAGUAUCUUCUGUAAAGAUAAAUCACUCGAUACAUGCUCAUCUGUUACUAUUGAACCAUGUUGGAUUAAUAACAACAUCUGCACAGGUAUUACUUAUGCGCAAUUGAAUACUGUCAAAUGUUCAGAUGUCAUUAAUCAAGUUGGAUGCACCAGCAUUACCAAUCCAGAUUACAAAUGCUAGUUUAACAUUCAAACAUCAAUAUGUUAAGAGAUAACUCAAUUGAAUCUGAAAUGCACUGAUUACACUUAUGUUAAUACAUACUCAGUUUGUGAAAAUACAGUUGAUGUUCCUUGUAAAUAUGAUUUUGUCACCAAAUCAUGUAAACAAGUGAUAAAAACGGAUGUGUUUGAGUGUGAUCGUGGACUUAAUGAAUAAGCUUGUUAAAUCUAUACAAGACCUUCAUUAAAAUGUUUAUUCAAGAACUUCUGUUUUGGCCCAACCUAUGGAGUCAAUUAAUGUUCUGACUCUAUAAACAAGGAAGUUUGUUUAGGGUAUAAUUAUCUAUGCACUUGGGACUCUGUCAACAAAGUUUGCCAAGACUUCGACAUUACGGGUAAGACCUGUUCAGCAUUAGAAACCUCUCAAAAAGUUGUUUCUAUUCAAGUCUGCUAUAAUAGUUAAGCUGACACUGGUGCUUGUGUUUACAACUCCUCUACUAAUACAUGCAAAUUGAUUCAACCAAUAUCUUGCUAUGAAUUAGAAACUCAAGAGCAAUGCACUCAAUUGCUCGAUCUCCCUUGCAUAUGGUCCAAUAACAAAUGCUCAUUCCUUUAAACUACUAGUACUGACACCUGCAAUUAGAUAGGAAAUGUAGGAUCCAAACGGGCUUGUCUUGAUAUUAUUAGAUAGGGUUAGAUGUGUCAAUAUGUCAAUAAAACUUGUUAAACACAUAUAGAAAGCUUUAACGAUGAUAAUUGCGUAGAUAAUAUUAACAAAGUAGCCUGUGUGACCUAAUAGGCUAGUCAGUGUUUAUGGAGCACAGAAACCAAAGAAGUCUUUAUUAGCAAAACUGACAAGAUCAAUUAUACUUCUCGAAUUUGUACUUAAUAUACACCUAAUUCAUAAUAAGAUUGCAGUACUUCCUUAAGUUAUGCUUCAUGCUUUUCUGUUAAUAAACCUGGAUCUUUCUGUAGAUGGCUAAAUGGACAGUGUGUUUCCAUACCAGUCACAAUAGUUUAACAAACAAUAUACUAUAAUACCUAUAUUUUAGUUAAUGAAAAUUCAUGUGGACUAGUUAAUGUGGAUAAAGUGAAGUAUUCUGAAAAAUCUAAAUCUUGUUUAAUUCUUGAUGAUAAUGAAGUGAUUUCUUGUAAAUGUGGAUAAGAAACUAAAGGUAUCAACAUAAACGCUUGCUUGAGCAUCAAAUAUCAAAAUUGCAAAUGGAAUAGUGUGAACAAAAAAUGUGUUGAAUAAAACUCUAAAUGUGACUUUAAUUGA
Molecule: messenger RNA, 8567 nt
Organism: Paramecium octaurelia
Lineage: Eukaryota; Ciliophora; Oligohymenophorea; Peniculida; Parameciidae
Source: the annotation of a GenBank genome assembly